UCAUACAGUGAUAGUACUGGGUUUCUGCUUUGCCCUCUGGAUCACUCUCCACUAUACCCUCUGCUCCUGUUGGCUGACCUGGAUGGAUCAUAUCUAGGUGGCCCCUGACCUCUGGCUUCUGGCAAUGUGUCCAGUGGGAAGUACUGGCAGUUUGAAUAGGAAACAAAGUCAUCAAAUACAUCCCUGAAUUACGAACAGUCAUGCCUUGACUUCAGCAGAGGGACCUGGAGUAGGGCUGAGGAGGAACAUCCCAGAAGACUAUGAUGGGGAGAGGAUGUAUAAGCAACUGCUCCGUUCCUACCCUUCCUGAGCCCCCAUGGCACUGAGGUAAAGAGGAAGGAAGUGGCUGUAUCACCUCCCCAUCAUGCUCCCUUCUCUGGUCCUCCUGUGCAGCCUCAAGCACGUCACUUCUGGGAUAGCUCUCGUUUUCAUGAACAAGGGAGUCACCUGGUUUCAUCAUCUCUCAUCCACUGGUCGUGAGAGUAGCUGGCUGGGCAAACAUCUGCUUUCUGCUGUUGUCAAUCAGGGAAAUACAGAUCAGGCAGAGAUGUUGCCAACUAAGAAGAACGCUAUUCUCGUGAAUGGAGUUGUACUGAAUGGCCCCACUACAGAUGUAAAAGCAGGAGAAAAAUUUGUUGAAGAGGCCUGCAGACUAAUCAUGGAAGAGGUGGUUUUGAAGGCUACUGAUGUUAAUGAGAAGGUUUGUGAAUGGCAGCCUCCUGAACAACUGAAGCAAUUGCUCGAUCUGGAGAUGAGAGAUGUUGGGGAACCACACCACAGACUGCUAGAGCUCUGCAAGGAUGUCAUACGUUACAGCGUCAAAACAAAUCAUCCAAGAUUUUUCAACCAAUUAUAUGCUGGACUUGAUUAUUAUUCUCUGGUGGCCCGCUUUAUGACAGAGGCAUUAAACCCAAGUGUUUAUACGUAUGAGGUGUCCCCAGUGUUUCUGUUAGUGGAAGAAGCGGUUCUGAAGAAAAUGAUUGAAUUUAUUGGCUGGAAAGAAGGGGAUGGAAUAUUUAACCCAGGUGGUUCAGUGUCCAACAUGUAUGCUAUGCAUUUAGCUAGAUAUAAAUAUUGUCCUGAUAUCAAGGAAAAGGGCCUGUCUGGGUUGCCAAGAUUAAUCCUUUUCACAUCUGCAGAGUGUCAUUACUCUAUGAAGAAGGCAGCCUCCUUUCUUGGUAUUGGGACUGAGAAUAUUCACUUUGUGGAAACAGAUGGAAGGGGUAAAAUGAUACCUGAGGAACUAGACAAACAAGUCUUGCAAGCUAAAAAAGAGGGAGCAGCACCAUUUCUCGUCUGUGCCACGUCGGGUACAACCGUGCUGGGAGCCUUUGACCCCCUGGACGAAAUAGCUGACAUCUGUGCAAAGCAUGGUCUCUGGCUUCACGUGGACGCUUCUUGGGGUGGCUCAGCUUUGAUGUCAAGGAAAUACCGAAAGCUUCUGCAUGGCAUCCACAGAGCUGACUCUGUGGCCUGGAACCCACACAAGAUGCUGAUGGCUGGAAUUCAGUGCUGUGCUCUUCUUGUAAAAGACAAAUCUGACCUUCUGAAGAAAUGCUAUUCCGCAAAGGCCUCUUACCUAUUUCAGCAGGAUAAAUUCUAUGAUGUCAGCUACGACACAGGAGACAAGGCUAUUCAAUGUAGUAGAAGACCGGAUGCAUUCAAGUUCUGGAUGACUUGGAAGGCCCUGGGAACAUUAGGCCUAGAAGAAAGAGUUAACCGUGCUCUUGCUUUAUCUAGGUACCUAGUAGAAGAAAUCAAGAAAAGAGAAGGAUUCAAGUUACUGAUGGAACCUGAAUAUGCCAAUAUUUGCUUUUGGUACAUUCCACCGAGCCUCAGAAAGAUGGAAGAAGGACCUGAGUUCUGGGCAAAACUUAAUUCGGUGGCUCCAGCCAUUAAGGAGAGGAUGAUGAAGAAAGGCAGCAUGAUGCUGAGCUACCAGCCCCACCGGGGGAAGGUCAACUUCUUUCGCCAGGUGGUCAUCAACCCUCAAGUGAGCCGGGAGGACAUGGACUUCCUCCUGGAUGAAAUAGACCUGCUGGGUAGAGAUAUGUAGCCAUGGUUUUUGGUCCCCCAGAGGCCACCAGGCAUCUGGGGAUGCAUAGAGAUCACAGUUCUUCUGGUGGGAAUAGGAAACAUGCCCCAUCCAGGCCCAGCAAAAGCAAAAUGCUAAGCGAAUAACAUUAAUGAUUCUUUAGCUGCCGAGGUACUAUUGUCUAUGAAGCAGGAAGAAGAAAAUGGAUUUGCUCAAGCAAUGUCCCUGAGACAGGUCCUCAAAAAGAGUGUAGCGACGACAAUGUGGGUUGUAAGCUGUCAUUGAACUUUAAAGAAUAUAUCAAUUAAUAGUUUGAAGCAGUGGCUUUCUGCAUGUGGCCACUAGAUUAGUAGCAGCAGUAUCACUGGGAGCUUGUUAAAAAUGCACAUUCACAGUUCUGACCCAGGCAGACUGAAUCAGGAGAUCUUUGGGUGGAGCCCAGUGUUCUAUAGUUUUAUGAGCCCUUCAGGUGAUUCCAAGGAGGCAAGGGGAAAUCUGAGAGCAAGACAUUUAGUGAAACCUUGUAAUGACUGAGUAAUCACUCUUGAGAUUUGCUAGUAAAGGGAUAGCUACUAUUUCAGUGAGCCCGGAAACAGUCUUUGAAAGUACUCUGGUAUCUGAAGCACACAUAUUUAGGGGCAUCAGACAUUUGUCAAAGCUAUUUUUUAAAAGGGAAACUAUGUAAGAUGUUGACCUUAUAUAGAUAUAUCUUUAAUGCAGGCUGAAUGGCUGAAUGUUUACUCCAAAAACUUAAAAUUAACCAUGUUCUAAUUAUUUAAAUUAGAAAUAAGGGUAAGAGUCCUAAUUAGCUAGCAACCAUCCUAAUUUACUUCCCCAAAACAUCCAUGUUAUUAGCUGGGAGUGGACAUUUGAUAUGUCUCUAUGUACAUUUUUGUUGUUUUGAGAGUACCUCUUCAUAUCUUGUCCUUUGCUUAUAGGAAGUAACCAGAAUGAAUGAAGUACAAGAUUAUAAAGCAUUCCCAUUGUCAAACUUUGAAAUGUCAGUAUGGAUUAAGUGGUUUAUAUUGGGCAGAAAAUCUGGGAAUUGGUGGUCUUUCAGUGCAGGCUCCUCCAUUUCCCCUGGGAAUGGAUGAUUGCAAUUCUAUCUCUGAUUCCAGUCUUAGAUUUAUGGGACACUAUCAUUUGUCUAAGAAAUAAACAGGAGUCAAAGGUCUGGGUGCAGAGUAUGAAAAGGCAAAAAUUAUGAAUCUAAUUAGAGCUCUGACUUGGAAGGCAAAUGAUUGAAGAGUGUUUGAAAAUUACACUUUGCAUACAAUGACCUUUUCAUACCACAUCAACUUAUAUCAUUGAAACUUCAAAAAUCUUAAAGCAGAUGUGUAAUGUUUGUUUUCAUUCUGUUUUGCGGUGUGUGUGCUUUCUCAGUAUCUCCAUUGGUCAAAGGGUAUUUUAAAUCUGUCACUGAAUUACUUCAAUCUCUAGUGAUAACUGUGUACAUAUUUGUGUGUGUUACAUUUCUUGUUGCCUCUUUGUUUUAAUGUUUACAUAAAUGCCCUGAUAUUGAUGUUUGCAAUCAUUUGGGUUUCAUGAAAUAAAAAGCAACAA
Condylura cristata (star-nosed mole) is the source of this 3598-nucleotide messenger RNA. It is a transcript of the gene GADL1, whose product is annotated as glutamate decarboxylase-like 1. Bases 365 to 2056 code for a protein of 563 amino acids. Gene Ontology annotation, cellular component: cytoplasm. Gene Ontology annotation, molecular function: carboxy-lyase activity; pyridoxal phosphate binding. Lineage: Eukaryota; Metazoa; Chordata; Mammalia; Eulipotyphla; Talpidae. Gene Ontology annotation, biological process: carboxylic acid metabolic process. The transcript has 17 exons. The record is from RefSeq and is a predicted model, not a curated record.